AUGUCCCAGUGGAACAUGAAUGCAACCUUCAUGGUAUCCCUGUCCCGGCGGAAUCACACCAACACACCAUCACACCACCACUCGCGGACUAUCGUUCGAUGGGAGGCCAAUAACCGUGAAAGUUUGACCCUUGAGCUGGGUUCCCUGUGCCGAGCGAUGCACCUCCGCGGAGGGUCGGGAGAAGUCACUGGUGGGGUUGCUGCGAACCAGGGGGAGCCUCGCGUCGUGUGGUCGCACUCUGGCGUGAUGGAAAGUGACAAUUCCACGCAUAAUCCAGUCCGGCCGCGUCAUCAUCGGGGCUGCGCCGCACUGGAACGGGAGGAAUUGGGGCCCUCAGCCCAAGGGGGUUCAGCCGGUAGCGUCUGA
Messenger RNA from Blastomyces dermatitidis ER-3, 366 nucleotides. RefSeq lists its product as uncharacterized. The coding region runs from base 1 to 366 and encodes 121 amino acids. The transcript is spliced from 2 exons. The record is from RefSeq and is a predicted model, not a curated record. Lineage: Eukaryota; Fungi; Ascomycota; Eurotiomycetes; Onygenales; Ajellomycetaceae.